Messenger RNA from Theobroma umbraticum, 756 nucleotides. RefSeq lists its product as uncharacterized. Lineage: Eukaryota; Viridiplantae; Streptophyta; Magnoliopsida; Malvales; Malvaceae. Gene Ontology annotation, biological process: RNA splicing. The record is from RefSeq and is a predicted model, not a curated record. Gene Ontology annotation, molecular function: RNA binding. Gene Ontology annotation, cellular component: small nuclear ribonucleoprotein complex.
AACUAGGGUUUUCUUUCAGUCGUCGGAGUCUCUAUAAAGCGGCUCUCUGCUCAUCCGUUUCUCUUCAAAUCAGAUCUCAUCGGUGUAGCGCCAAUCAAAUCUUUGUUUUGGUUUUACUGGGAGAUAGUACUGAAAACUUCCAUAGUUGAAAAUGAGUCGGCCAAUGGAAGAAGAAACGACAAAGAAUGAGGAAGAGGAAUUUAACACAGGACCACUGUCCGUUCUGAUGAUGAGUGUUAAAAAUAACACUCAGGUUCUCAUCAACUGUCGUAACAAUAAAAAGCUUCUAGGCCGAGUGAGAGCCUUUGAUCGGCACUGCAACAUGGUUUUGGAAAAUGUCAGGGAGAUGUGGACUGAGGUACCAAAGACUGGGAAAGGCAAGAAAAAGGCACUUCCAGUUAACAAGGACAGAUUCAUCAGUAAGAUGUUCCUUAGGGGAGAUUCUGUUAUAAUUGUUCUUAGAAAUCCCAAGUAAUGUUUAGUACAUUCGGUGGUGUCAAUUAUGAAAACUUCCUUGAGAGUAUGGACUCUGCACUUGCAGUGGAUUGCCCUCUCGUCCCUACUCCAUUUACCUUCAUCACUGUCUCUGGUACUGAAGUUAGUGUAGCAAGUAUUGUAUUGGUUGUAAAUUACUAAUUCUAGUAACUUGACAGAAGUGUUUUUUGAGUGACUUUUGCAUGUUAUGUGUUUCCUGAAUCAGUACCGGUUAUUUAGAGAUGUGAAAUGAACAGCAGGAGAGGAUGUAUGAAAUGGUUA